GGGAAAAGGUGGAAGCGGUGGCGGUCCCUGAAGCCUGGCGCAGAGGUCUCUGUGAGUGCCCAGAGGGCCGAGGAUCCCCGGGGAGCUCCAGCUGGGGUCCGAGCUGGGUGUGGGAAGCAGGGACCCCAACCAGGAUCCAAGCCAGGAGCGGAACGGGGAUCCUAGUGCUAGGCCAGCGCUGCCCCAGCGUACGUCCCCAGUGCUUUGCUCCAGGGCAUGAUGGCAGCAGAUAAAGGCUCACCAGAUACUCUGCGGCUCCAGUUCAAGGCCAUGCAGGAACUGCAGCACAGAAGGUUACAGAAACAGAUGGAGAAAAAGAAGGAGCUGAGCUGCGAAAGCAGAGCCGAUGACCAGGAGGAGUUCACAGAAAUCCCAGAUGGCCUCAGCCUUCUCAACGACGCAGAGGACCAAAACUUGAAAAACAUUUUUGAGAAGAGGGUACUUGAAGAUGAGAUCCAGCAGCUUCGCGAUGAGCUCAGGGAGACAGUCGAUGAGAGCGGGCGGCUGCAUAAGCUGCUGAAGGAAAGGGACUUUGAGAUCAAACACCUCAAAAAGAAAAUAGAAGAGGACAGAUUUGCCUUCACAGGGACAACUGGGAUGGCUGGAGAUCUAGUAGCCACCAAAAUUGUUGAACUGUCCAAAAAGAACCGGGGGCUCAUGGCGGAGUCAGAAAGUGCAAAAGCCAGAGUGAAGCAGCUGACCAAUCGCAUCCAGGAGCUGGAGCUAGAACUGCAGAUGGUACCAGCCAGGCCACCUGCCAAGCAGGCCACAGAUGUGGGCGCCAAGGCAUCAAGGAACCAGAAGGGAGACAGAGCCAUGCUGGAGACGACAGAAGUGAAGGCGCUUCAGGACAGGCUAGCAGCCAUGAACCUCAAGAUGAGCGACCUACGCAACCAGAUCCAGUCUGUGAAGCAGGAGCUCCGCAUGGCCCAGAAGGUUCUGGCCAAUGAGGUUGGGGAAGAUGUGAACAUCCAGCAGCUCCUGUCCUCACCAGGGACCUGGAGGGGAAGGGCUCAACAAAUUCUGGUUUUGCAGAGCAAGGUUCGAGAGCUGGAGAAGCAGCUGGGACAGCGUCAGAGCAAGUCUGUGGGCCUGGCCUGCGAUGAGCGGCUGGCCAACUCAGACCCAAGGAAGCUGUCGGCACAGGAGAAAAACCUGCUGAGGAUCCGAAGUCUGGAGAGGGACAAGCAGGAAAGCUGGGAGAAACUGGCCAGUGAGAGGGACACCCUCCAGACAGAGCUUGAAGCGCUAAAGAAGAAGUUCGAGGGCAUGCGGUCUCGUAACAAGGUGCUGUCCAGUGAGGCAAAGACCCUCAGGAGCCAGAUGAUGACUCUGGUGGAGAAAGGCAGGCACGAUGAUGAGCUGAUUGACACCCUCGUGGAUCAGCUAAAGCAGCUGCAGGAGAUCCUGGGAGGUCUGAGUGUGCAGGAGGAAUCAAGGCGCACAUCCCAGCAUCACAGGGACCAGAAGGUCAAUAACGAGGCCCAGCGGAGCACCAGCCUUGUGGCCCAGCUGCGGGCCAUGGUGGCUGAGAGAGAGGCCAAGGUGCGGCAGCUGGAGGUAGAGAUCGGGCAGCUCAGUGUGCAGUAUCUUCACAGUAAAGGAGCAGGUGAGGGGGCCAGUCCCACCCAUUCCAGGAUCCCUGAGGACCUGGCCCAGAUGACCAAGUCUCCAGCCUCAGCGGGUGAUCACGUUGGCCAGCUGGGAUCUUCUCGCUCUGUGACAAGCCUGGGCCACACACUUGUGGAAUCCUCUCUCACAAGGCCUUCUCUGCCCAGUCCCCAUGGGACCUCACCCAGGUUCUUAGACUCCCCAGAACAAAAGGGCUGGCAGACACAAGUGGCAGAAAUGAAGGCCCUUUGGCAGGCCGCCGAGGUGGAGCGUGACCGGCUCAACGAGUUCGUCAGUGUCCUGCAGAAGCGGGUGGAAGAGAGCAGCAGCAAGCUGGUGGAGGCUGAGCGGAGGCUGCAGGAGGAGCGCCAGCGUGCGGUGCUGCUGGAACAGCACCUGGAGAAGAUGCGCCUGGAGCCAGCCAGGACCUCGGCCUCGCAGAAAUCCACCCAGAGCAAGCCAGGCCCAUCUGCCUCCAGCACCAGGCACAACUCAACUGGAAGCGGGAAAAAGGACCUGUCCUCCACCCAGCUCUCGGAUAUGCCCAUGGAAUCCCAGAUAGAGGAGCUGACUGCCAGGCUGGCCAUCCAGAUGGAGGAGAACGGAAUACUGAGAGCCGCCUUGGGCAGCGCCCUGCGGGGGAAAGAGGAGGAUUUCCGCAUGUACCACCAGACCCUGGGCCAGGUGAAGGGGGUCUUCCUGCAGGCACUGCGGCAGCAGAAAGCCAACAAGUAGGAUGCAGCAGCUGGCCCAACUCCUGGAGGGCAACAUCUGAGGAUUGACCACCUCUGGUGCAAGCAGCACCCACUCGGCUCUUCCCAGAAGCAGCUCUGUGUACUGGCUGAAGCCAGCAGCCAGGCUGUGAGACUGAGGCUAGCUUGGACAGGGGAGGGGGCCAUCCUGCCCCAGCUGGGGCUUAGAGACUCCAUCCCAGCACAGAUACAUUCCCUUGAGCGAAUGCUGUGGGUGGCCCUUAUCCUCGGGCCCUGGGUUGCUAUGGGCUCUCCACAUAUAGAGGGGUCCUCGGUGCUUGUGGCUGGGGGAUCCACCCUCAGCUUUCCACCCCUCCCCAUAAUCCUCCACCUGGGCCCCAAUGACCUCUUGUCAUCCCUUCCCCCAUGCCUAGUCUCAGAGGCAGAGCCUCAAAGCUUGGAAAAACAAUGGUUACUUUCACAGUCAAGACAGCUCUAGUGGAGUAUGCAUGUGUAUGCCUG
Molecule: messenger RNA, 2825 nt
Organism: Nannospalax galili (Upper Galilee mountains blind mole rat)
Lineage: Eukaryota; Metazoa; Chordata; Mammalia; Rodentia; Spalacidae
Gene: Ccdc13
Product: coiled-coil domain containing 13
Exons: 16
Coding region: 217-2346 (709 amino acids)
Biological process (GO): non-motile cilium assembly; cytoplasmic microtubule organization
Cellular component (GO): centriolar satellite
Source: RefSeq, a predicted model, not a curated record